Messenger RNA from Fonsecaea erecta, 1776 nucleotides. RefSeq names its product putative sterigmatocystin biosynthesis monooxygenase stcW. Gene Ontology annotation, molecular function: NADP binding; N,N-dimethylaniline monooxygenase activity; flavin adenine dinucleotide binding. Lineage: Eukaryota; Fungi; Ascomycota; Eurotiomycetes; Chaetothyriales; Herpotrichiellaceae. The transcript is spliced from 6 exons. The record is from RefSeq and is a predicted model, not a curated record. Bases 1 to 1776 code for a protein of 591 amino acids.
AUGCCUUCAGGAAAGCAUGACACCCUUGAGACGAAGUCCCCUUGGGUCUCAUCCGAGGACGGACCCAAUGUCGUCAAAUACCCACCCGCGCCAUAUCAGCUGCUGGAUCAGUAUCACUCUCAAACCAGCAAGAUCAGAGUCGCCUGUGCCGGAGCAGGCGCCACGGGGCUAUGUCUCGCCUACAAGUUCGAAAGACAGUUGGAGCCAGGAACCUGGGAGCUCAGUCUUUUUGACAAGAAUCCCCAAUUUGGCGGUACCUGGUGGGAGAACACAUACCCAGGGGUGGCGUGUGACAUUCCGGCUCCAAUGUACACGUAUUCCUUCGAUCCGAAUCCGAACUGGUCUCACUACUAUGCCUCAGGAAGCGAGAUCCAGCAGUACUUUGAGGGUUUCGCGAAACGCCACGGUCUAGAAAAGUAUAUGAAGCUCAACACCAAAGUGCUGGAGAUCAACUGGGAUGAUAAUCAAGGCGUCUGGAACAUCGUCCUCGAGGAUCAAAAGACCAAGAAAACCUGGAAUGACUGGGCUCACGUGUUUGUCAAUGGCACGGGCAUCCUUAACAACUGGAAGUGGCCCGAGAUCCAAGGCCUGUUCGAUUUCAAGGGCGAUAUGAUGCACUCGGCUAAAUGGAACCACGACGUCGAUUUCACCAACAAGACUGUUGGGGUAAUUGGUACCGGUAGCUCAUCGGUUCAGAUUCUGCCCCAGCUCCAGAAGGUGGCCAAGGAAGUCAAGGUGUUUAUGAGAAGUCCCACUUGGAUCAGCCCUCCCUUUGGUGCAGCUCCGCUGGCGGCCUUGCGGAACGGUGCAGAGGUCAAAUUGAGCACAAGGCAAUACAAAUUCACCGAGGCCGACAAGCAGCGAUUCCGAGAUGACCCGGAAUACUUUUUACGCUUCCGGCGAGAGAUCGAGGCCGAAAUCAAUAUCAUGUUUGAGUUGUACAAGCAAGGCACAGAAGUCUCCAAGUCUACAAAAAAGAUCAUUCUGGACGAGAUGUACCGGCGAAUUGGUCCCGGGCAGGAGAAACUUCUAGAGUUCAUCAUACCCAAAUGGUCACCCGGAUGUCGAAGAAUCUCGCCGGCCGAUGGAUAUCUCGAGGCCCUGGUAUCAGCGAACGUCGAACCCAUUUACGGAGAGAUUGACCGUGUCUCGGAAAAAGGAGUCGUUGUGGCUGGUCAAGAACACGAGGUGGAUAUCUUGGUCUGCGCGACCGGCUUUUCACCUGCUUUCAAGCCUCCGUUCAAGGUCUUCAACGGCAAGAUCAGCCUUUCUGACGAUUGGGGUCAGGGGUGCAAUAUGUACUUGGGUAUUUCUGCACCCAGGUUCCCCAACUACUUUACAGUCGCCGGACCCGGUUCGACUUGGAGCAAUGGCAGUCUCCUUCCGGCAAUUGAGACCACGAUCGAGUACAUUAUCAAGUUGAUGAAAAAGAUUCAAAAGGAAGGCGUUCUGUCUGUUGCUGUGAAACAAGAGGCCACCGACGAUCUUUACCAGCACUUUGACGAGUUCCACCGACACACCGUCUGGCAAGAAGAGUGUCGCAGCUGGUACAAAGACGGAAAGUUGAAAAACCGGAUUUACCUGUGGCCUGGACCGACCAUCCACUACCUGAAAACCAUCAAGGAUCUCAGAAUGGAGGAUUACGACGUGAAGUACAGGUACAAGAAUCGGUUUGCCUAUCUUGGCAACGGCACAGUGAAAGCGUCAGCAAGCAAAGACGUUGCUGGGUUGAGCCCGUAUGUUCGUAAUUCUGACAGCGAGUGGGAUAUCGAAUAG